Messenger RNA from Lactuca virosa, 2304 nucleotides. Lineage: Eukaryota; Viridiplantae; Streptophyta; Magnoliopsida; Asterales; Asteraceae. The record is from the annotation of a GenBank genome assembly.
AUGUCGUCUUCAAACUUCUUGUUUAUCUGUGUAACUAUACUAAUCAUCACACUCUCCCCCAUACUGAAUUUUGCUUUUGCUACUUUGGAGGAAGCCAAUGCUCUUCUCAAAUGGAAAGAAAACCUUGAAAUUCCACACAACUCCUUGCUCUCUUCAUGGAUUCCACUUCCUAUGAACUCCACGACAUCAUUUCCAUGCACUUCUUGGUUUGGAGUAGUUUGCAAUGCUGUUGGGAGCAUUCAGAGGUUGAACCUCAGUUCAUCGGGCUUAAAAGGAAACCUGCACCAGCUGACCAACUUGUACCUAGACUCGAACAAUAUAUCUAGCUCAAUUCCUUCAUCAUCGGGUGAUUUGACGUCUUUAAAAAUUCUUUGUUUGCACCAAAAUCAACUUAGUGGUUCUAUUCCUUCGUCAUUGGGUGAUUUGACAUCUUUGAAUACCCUUUAUUUGUACAAAAAUCUUCUAUCUGGUCCCAUUCCUAUUGAACUUGGGAAUUUGAAGUCUCUCACUCAUCUUGCGGUAUACAAAAAUCAACUUAGUGGUUCUAUUCCUUCAUCAUUGGCAAACCUGAGCAACCUACAAUAUCUGUACCUCAAAUACAAUAAAUUAUCAGGUCCUAUUCCUAUUGAAUUUGGGAAUUUGAAGUCUCUUGAAGAAUUGGUGGUGAACGGCAAUCAACUUAGUGGUUCUAUUCCAUCAUCACUAGCAAACAUGAGUAACCUACAGACUAUGUACCUCCACGAGAAUAAAUUAUCUGGUCCAAUUCCUGUUGAACUUGGAAAUAUGAAGUCCCUCACUCAGCUUAUGGCAAACCACAAUCAACUUAGUGGUUCUGUUCCUUCCGAUUUUACAAAUUCAACUCAACUACGAAGGCUUAAUCUGUCUACAAAUAAUUUGGUUGGUGAGAUCCCAAAAGCAUUUGAGAAGAUGAAAAGUAUGUUAUAUUUGUACAUUUCCGAUAACCAAAUGUCAGGUAAUAUACCUAUGGAGCUCGGGUCAUUCCGUGAACUCCUUGAACUAGAUCUAUCCACAAAUAGAUUGAAUGGGUUGAUACCCAAAAGCAUUGAUAUAUCAUCUGAAGUUCAAAGUUUGCAAAAUGUGCAAAAAUUGGAUCUUUCUCACAAUAGACUAUCUGGUUCUAACCCUGAAGCUUUUACAUGUUUGCCUCGCGGUAUUGAUAUCAACCUUUCUUACAAUGAGCUCUCAGGUCCGGUUCCCGCUAGCGCCAACUUUGUGAAUGCGUCCCUACAAGGCAAUCCAGCAUACUCAAUUGGGACCGGAGGAUAUGGGACUGUGUACAAAGCCGAGCUACAACCUAACAAUGUGGUAGCUGUCAAGAAACUUCACUCAUCAUCUGAGAAUGUUGAUCAUAAUGGAUUCCUUAAUGAGGUACAAGCAUUAACAAACAUAAGGCAUCGAAACAUAGUCAAACUCUAUGGAUAUUGCUCCCAUGCCCGCCACUCAUUUUUGAUUUAUGAAUACCUUGAAAAGGGAAGCCUUGGAUCAAUCUUAAGAAGUAAUGUCUUAGCAAAAGAAUUGGAUUGGUUGAAAAGGGUAAAUAUUGUAAAGGGUGUAGCUAAUGGUUUGGCAUAUAUGCAUCAUGAUUGCUCGCCUCGUAUAAUUCAUAGAGACAUUUCCAUUGCAAACAUCCUUCUCGAUUCUGAUUAUGAGGCACAUAUAUCUGAUUUUGGCACGUCCAAGCUUUUAAAGCUAGACUCAUCAAACUGGACCACAAUUGCAGGCACCUAUGGUUAUAUCGCGCCAGAGCUUGCUUAUACAAUGGUGGUAUCCGAGAAAUAUGAUGUGUAUAGCUUUGGAGUUGUUGCACUAGAAGUGAUGAUGGGAAAGCAUCCUGGAGAACUGAUAACAUGUUUACCAACAUUGUCUGCUGAUUAUUUGGUGUUAGCAAAUGUGGGAGAUAGCCGGAUACCUCCUCCGUCAUCCCAAGUUGAGAAACAAGUUAAGUCCGUGCUGACUCUCGCAAGAGCAUCCGACUCAAUUUCGUUCGUCGAUCAAUCGCGUCCAGCCAUCAUUCCUGCCACAAGACCGCCAACUCUGCCGAUCCAGCCUCCAUUCCGUCAAUUUCGAGGAAGACUCGUAUCACCGGCGACGACGAAUCAUACUACCGGCGAUGAGGAAGUAAAACCGGCGACCACAGGUGGUUUUAUGGAUUCUCAAUCGAUCAUGGAAGAAUUUGCAAACUAUUUGUCAUGUGUGACUAUUGUUACUGGAAUCUGGAAAGAACUAAAACAAGGGCUACUAAUGUUGAUAGACAUCAUAAUUUUCCAGAGACAUGAUAUCUAA